Molecule: messenger RNA, 564 nt
Organism: Hansenula anomala
Lineage: Eukaryota; Fungi; Ascomycota; Saccharomycetes; Phaffomycetales; Wickerhamomycetaceae
Gene: ECM1
Product: Ecm1p
Exons: 2
Coding region: 1-564 (187 amino acids)
Biological process (GO): ribosomal large subunit export from nucleus
Cellular component (GO): preribosome, large subunit precursor; nucleolus
Source: RefSeq, a predicted model, not a curated record
AUGGCUAAAAAAGUAUCCAAGCAUUCCAGAGCUGCUAGAAGAAACGAAAUUGAUGAACCAGAGGCUAAAUCUUUAGCAUCUUUACCAAGAGCUGAAAAAACCGAUCUAACGUCAGCCAUAAUAAGAGCAACUACCAAGAAGAAUGAAGAUUUAUUAAACAACAAAAUGCUAAAGAAAGAUGUGAAAAGUGGCCAAGUGCAGAAGAAAAAUGUUGCGAAAUCCAAUUUGGAAUCAAAUCUAAAUAAAAUAAGAAUGGAAAGAGCCAUUAUGCAAAGUGAUAUACUUCAAGAUAAGAUACUGAAGAGUAAGCAAAGAUCAAAACAAGUUCAACUCACAAGAAAGCAAAACUGGGAUGCGAUCAAUCAAGCAGCUAAUGAAGUUAUCAGAUCAAGAUCUGGUACUCCAGCUGAUAAUGGUGAAACCCCAGAACAAGAUGAGCAACCCGCUGAAGACGCCAUGGAGGAAGAGGAUAAGUUCUAUAGUGAUGAUGAGGAGGAAUCCACUAGCGAGUACAAGCCUCAAAGAAAUGCAUUUGACUUGUUGAACGACGAAGUUGAGGCCUAG